Messenger RNA from Mucor velutinosus, 933 nucleotides. RefSeq names its product N-acetylglucosaminyl-phosphatidylinositol de-N-acetylase (gene GPI12). The coding region runs from base 1 to 933 and encodes 310 amino acids. The transcript is spliced from 6 exons. NCBI's taxonomy places the organism in Eukaryota, Fungi, Mucoromycota, Mucoromycetes, Mucorales, Mucoraceae. The record is from RefSeq and is a predicted model, not a curated record. Gene Ontology annotation, molecular function: calcium ion binding.
AUGGGUCAAGCGAGGAGCAAAGAACGUCAAGAGAACAACAUACUAUCCAAGAAGACGCACUUUACGAAAAAAGAGAUUCAUGAUCUCCGACACAAGGUGGACGCUACCAUCCAUGCGAACAAUGCCAACAUAACACAGCAGGUAUUCAAAGAGACUGUAAAGAAAUACGUCCCAUCAGUGUCUUCCAAUGAUGAUGCCUUUCUCGAGCAACUAUAUUCAGCGUUCGAUGUGGAUGAUAAUAAGGCGAUUGAUUUCAGCGAAUUUGUUGACGGUCUUAGCGUGUUCAUGAAGGGCAGUCCAGAUGAAAAGUUAACAUUGUCGUUCAAAUUAUACGAUGUCAACAAGGAUGGCUACUUGACAAAUACAGAGCUUGAAAGAGUUAUGUUGAAAUUGUCGGGCACCUUUUCAAAGGAAAAUCGAACUACCGAGAUCAAGGAAAUGAUUGAGCACAUGUUUAGGGAUUUUGAUGUCGACAACGAUGGGCGAUUGUCUUUUGAAGAAUACAAAUUAUCCGCCAUGAAAGAGCCACUGAUUGUCGAUUUUUUGGAACAGUUUUUGGCUGAACAUCACAUAUCCAACUUCCCUCGAGCUCCCUCUCGUGCAGCAUCAAUCCGAUCUUACAUUUCAAAUACAAACAAUGGCAAUCGAUCACCCUCCUCUGCAUCUAAAUUGUCCGUCCGACUAUCACAAGCCGAAUUGCUGGAAUACAGUCAUCACCAGCAACAACAUCGAUUGAGUAAUAAUAGCAGUGUUGCAGCACCUGCAAGCCCUACAGAGAGGAAGCAAUUGAGUCGCCCAACAAGCAUGACAAGUUUGGAUGCUGCAUUAACCUCAAUGGAAAUCGGCGAUGCUGCUGCAAAAAAACAGCAGCCUGCAACACUGUCAAGCAUAGCAACCACAGCAACAACAUUAUCAAACAAGAAGCAAUCGUAA